Vicia villosa (hairy vetch) is the source of this 3415-nucleotide messenger RNA. Its product is annotated as katanin p80 WD40 repeat-containing subunit B1 homolog KTN80.3-like. The transcript is spliced from 19 exons. The record is from RefSeq and is a predicted model, not a curated record. Gene Ontology annotation, molecular function: microtubule binding. The coding region runs from base 566 to 2845 and encodes 759 amino acids. Gene Ontology annotation, cellular component: katanin complex. Gene Ontology annotation, biological process: microtubule depolymerization; microtubule severing. NCBI's taxonomy places the organism in Eukaryota, Viridiplantae, Streptophyta, Magnoliopsida, Fabales, Fabaceae.
GUAUGAUAUUUCUGUUACUUUUUAUAUUUUGAACCUUCCCACCCUCACAGUGAUAGAUUAAUUUGAACAUAAGCAAGCAUUAUCAUUACUGAGGGACACCCACAGAUCGUGAAAGCGCCUCUUUACUUUCUUCUUCAUUGGGAUUGGGGUUCGCUCUCUUUUACCGACAGAUCCUCUGCCAAAUACUCCGCCGCUGUUGGAUUCAUACCACCACCGUCAGAGGAGGACGGAACUCAAACCUCGCCGCCAUUGUUACCGUCACGCUUCGCUGCUCUAAAUCUUGUAAUACUUAACAACGCCACACACUUUGCUGUGUACUGCACGAAAUCUGCAACAAGAGUUGGGAAAAGUGAAUACGUUUCUUGCUUAUAUAGGCUGAACUCUGAAGCUUUAGCUUUACCGUAAAUAAAACUUUUACAGUUGGAAAUUUGUCAGGAUCAACUCACAUUGGUUGGAUCUGGGAAUUUUAGAUCUGUGGAAUCAAAUGUCACAAACGAGCUUGUUUAUCUGUCGCAACUGGAAUUUGAAUUUCUAGGGUUUUUGGUUUCUGUACUGCUUACUACGGAUGACUACCAAACGCGCCUACAAACUCCAGGAGUUUGUAGCACAUGCUUCUGCUGUUAAUUGCCUCAAGAUUGGAAGAAAAACAUCUAGGGUUCUUGUUACUGGAGGGGAAGACCACAAGGUUAAUCUUUGGGCUAUUGGUAAACCGAAUGCUAUCCUGAGUCUCUCAGGACACUCAAGUGGAAUAGACUCUGUGAACUUUGAUUCCUCUGAAGUGUUGGUAGCUGCUGGAGCUGCAAGUGGUACUAUUAAACUCUGGGACUUAGAGGAGGCAAAGAUUGUUCGAACUCUUACCGGUCAUAGGUCCAAUUGUACAUCAGUAGACUUUCAUCCUUUUGGAGAGUUCUUUGCAUCUGGUUCUCUAGACACUAAUCUUAAGAUAUGGGACAUCAGAAAGAAGGGUUGUAUUCAUACAUACAAGGGCCAUACUCGAGGGGUAAAUGCAAUUAGGUUUACUCCAGAUGGACGCUGGGUUGUGUCAGGUGGGGAAGACAAUACUGUGAAGUUGUGGGAUCUAACCGCCGGAAAACUCUUGCACGAUUUCAAGAGUCACGAGGGCCAGAUCCAGUGUAUAGAUUUUCACCCCAGCGAGUUUCUCCUAGCAACAGGCUCUGCUGAUAGGACAGUAAAAUUUUGGGACCUUGAAACUUUUGAGCUUAUUGGUUCAGCUGGCCCUGAGACAACUGGAGUACGUUCUCUUACUUUCAGUCCUGACGGGAGGGCCCUACUUUGUGGUUUGCAUGAGAGUUUAAAGGUUUUCUCUUGGGAACCUAUAAGAUGCCAUGAUAUGGUAGAUGUGGGUUGGUCUAGAUUGUCAGAUCUUAAUGUUCAUGAAGGAAAACUUCUUGGCUGCUCAUACAAUCAAAGUUGUGUUGGAGUUUGGGUCGUGGACAUCUCGCGUAUAGAACCAUAUGCUCUUAAUAGUAUGAACCAACUAAACGGCCGUUCAGAAUCUAAGUCCUCAAGUGGAAAUACAACUGUAUUGAAUGAAAUCACAGCUAAGGCUAGGAUAUCUGGCUCUCAAAAUCCGGAUCCAUUACUAAAGGAAACAAGAUCUCUUGGAAGGUUGUCAAUUUCUCAUGAUUCAGACCCCUUGAAGGAAGGAAAAUUUUUGGCAUCCACAGGAAGUGCACCAAGUACUCCUCAAAGGAUAAAUUCUAAUUCUGGUUCAAAAACAGUCUCCGUUGGUUCAACAGCAGUGCUUAAUACAGCAGCUCAGAAAAGGAGUUCUUUGAAAUCACAUACGUCAAGUUUUCCACUCAUCAAUAAAUCAGAUAUUAUACCUGUUAUUGUCCCCAGAACUAGCACGAGGUCAGAGCCUGUAGCUGAUUCUAGAAAAGAAGUCGGUGUCGCCGGAACAACAAUGCCAAUUUCUUUGCAAUCAAAAUCAGCGGAUAUACGGAAAUUUACAAACAGCAGAGAUGAUGUGGAUAAGCCACCUUUCUCUUCUGUAACUGAAUUUGCAGCUUCUAAGUGUAGCGAACUAAGUGGUUUUGCAGAUAAAAAUAAUUUGCCUGCUUCUGUAAGCUCAACUCAAGAUGAAAGCGGGGGCCUGAAAUUGAACAGAGAUGGAUGUUCUAUUGAAGUACAGAAAAGAGGGAGAAUGCGCUCACUUCUAAAUUUGGAAAAGAGGGAUCGUUCUCUUAAUUUUGAGGAACCUAGACACAGAAUUUCUCAUGGGAGGACAUCAUCAGUUCAUGCGCUUCCUUUCUGUGGGAGAACACAUUCCAUAUCCACUGAGAAGGCCACAUUUUCUGCUAGCGAGGAAGAUUCUAUUGCUGAUGUGAUGGAACAACAUGAUGAAUUUAUAAGUUCAAUGCAUAGCCGUUCAUCUAAGUUGAAGGUGGUCUUCGGACGUUGGGAAAGAAAUGAUGUUACAGAAGUCAUUAGCACAAUGGCAAAGAUGGGUGAUCACGCUGUGAUUGCUGAUAUUGUUAGCAUUAUAAUGGAGAAAAUUGAUAUGGUCACACUUGACUUGUGUACAGGUCUUCUGCCACUUCUAAGUGACCUUUUACAAAGUGAAAUGGAUAGACAUCUAUCUAUAUCCGUGGAAAUGUUAUUGAACCUGGUCAGAGUAUUUGGUUCAGUAAUCUAUUCAACGCUAUCAGCUAAACCCUCUGUUGGUGUUGAUAUCGAAGCAGAGAACAGGCUAGAGCGUUGCAACCUCUGCUUUGUAGAGCUCGAAAAAGUCAAACGUUUCCUUCCUUCUCUAAUGAGAAGAGGAGGAUCAAUUGCAAAAUCUGCACACGAGUUGAAUCUGGUACUUCAGGAUGUGUCGUGAUUCUAACUGGAUUAGAUUAUUCUUGCUGCUUCAUUACGCGGGUGCUUAUAGAGAGGUUUUUUGUGCAUCUCAUAGAUUUAAAAUCUCUACCCAAGUCACCGUAUAGUUUGAUGGGAUUUCUUUUGGCAUUGAGCCAUGUGUGUACGUUAUUUAUUGAUGUUGAAACUCAUGAUGAUGACAAAUGGUGACGCUGAUAGUCUGAUACUGCUGAUUCUUCAAUGUAUACACGAAAACCAGAGCUGAGCCGAAGAGAUGUGCCACUAUCUGCUGAUGGAUUAGUAUUGCAUGGUUCUGUCUAUAAGCUUGAAUCUCAUGGUCUCUUCGUUCAACAACUAACCUAAUCUGGCACAAUGCUAUUGUCGAUACGGGUCUAAUCUUCUCUGAAAUUCUUUUCUUUUUUUAAUUUUGUUGUAGUGCCUAAGGUUAGGGGCCAUUUUAUGUGACUGUGGCCCCACUCAUAUUUGUCUUUGUUGCAAAUUCUUGUAUGAUUUCCUCACAAUGCAUUUGGUAACCAAUACGAUGGAUUAGUGUUUAUAUAACUUAGGAAAUGAAGUGACAUCUCUGACUGUA